Cygnus olor (mute swan) is the source of this 6333-nucleotide messenger RNA. RefSeq names its product transducin beta like 1 X-linked (gene TBL1X). Gene Ontology annotation, molecular function: protein binding; transcription corepressor activity. The record is from RefSeq and is a predicted model, not a curated record. Lineage: Eukaryota; Metazoa; Chordata; Aves; Anseriformes; Anatidae. The transcript has 17 exons. Gene Ontology annotation, biological process: regulation of transcription by RNA polymerase II. Gene Ontology annotation, cellular component: histone deacetylase complex. The coding region runs from base 446 to 2017 and encodes 523 amino acids.
CCUGCCCGCCCGCCGGGACUUCCUCGUGUGCCGGCCGUGUGCGCCGGGGGGGGGGGGAGGAGGAGGAGGAGGAGGAGGAGGAGGAGGCGGAGGGGGGGCAGCAGCCUCCCGGCAGGCCGGCCGGGACCCGGGAGUUGCACCAUGCGCGGCAAGUGAGGGCAGCCGCCGCCCGCCCCCGGCACGCUGCCCCCGGCAGCCCUGCCCGCAGCGCCAGGUACCUAAGGAUAAAACUGGCCUGAAGGGAAAAUCUGGGGGAAACUGGGGAGCUUGACUGUACUUGCACCUGACCCUCUCCGCUGUCAGAUGUGGUGAUCUCCAUGGUAACUCAAACCCCCAGACUCUUGACAGCAGCCUGCGAGGAGCAGCAUUCAGCAGCUCAAGGGUCUCACGGCCAGAGCGUGGAUCACACUUCUCGUAAACCUCAUCAUAUUGAGGUUGGGCUAAGAUGAGCAUAACCAGUGACGAAGUGAAUUUCUUGGUGUAUCGCUAUCUCCAGGAAUCAGGUUUCUCCCACUCGGCCUUCACGUUCGGUAUCGAGAGCCACAUCAGUCAGUCCAACAUCAACGGAACACUAGUGCCACCUGCUGCACUCAUCUCCAUCCUCCAGAAAGGGCUCCAGUAUGUGGAGGCAGAGAUCAGCAUCAACGAAGAUGGUACAGUAUUUGACGGCAGGCCAAUAGAAUCACUGUCUCUGAUAGACGCGGUGAUGCCUGAUGUUGUACAGACCCGGCAGCAAGCAUUCAGAGAGAAACUAGCUCAACAACAAGCCAGUGCAGCGGCAGCAGCGGCAGCAACGGCAGCAACAGCGGGAGCGACGACGACUGCUGUUUCCCAGCAGAACACACCAAAGAACGGAGAAGCCACUGUGAAUGGAGAGGAGAAUGGGGCACAUGCAAUAAAUAAUCAUUCAAAGCCAAUGGAAAUUGACGGGGAUGUUGAAAUUCCUCCUAACAAAGCAACAGUCCUUCGGGGCCAUGAAUCAGAGGUGUUCAUCUGUGCCUGGAACCCUGUCAGUGACCUGCUAGCAUCUGGAUCUGGAGACUCAACGGCCAGAAUAUGGAAUCUCAAUGAGAACAGCAACAGUGGUUCCACUCAACUAGUUUUGAGGCACUGCAUAAGAGAAGGAGGACAUGAUGUCCCCAGCAAUAAGGAUGUGACUUCAUUGGACUGGAAUAGUGAUGGAACACUAUUGGCUACAGGCUCAUAUGAUGGUUUUGCAAGAAUAUGGACAGAAGACGGUAACCUUGCAAGCACCUUAGGUCAACAUAAAGGUCCGAUAUUUGCCCUGAAGUGGAACAAAAAGGGGAAUUAUAUUUUAAGUGCUGGUGUUGAUAAAACAACAAUAAUUUGGGAUGCUCACACAGGAGAAGCUAAACAACAGUUUCCUUUCCAUUCAGCUCCUGCUCUGGAUGUAGACUGGCAGAACAACACUACUUUUGCCUCCUGCAGCACUGACAUGUGCAUUCACGUAUGCAGACUUAGCUGUGAUCGUCCCGUUAAAACCUUUCAAGGACACACAAACGAGGUUAAUGCUAUCAAGUGGGACCCAUCUGGCAUGCUACUAGCAUCUUGCUCCGAUGAUAUGACAUUAAAGAUUUGGAGUAUGAAGCAAGAUACCUGUGUACAUGACCUUCAGGCUCACAGCAAAGAGAUUUAUACUAUCAAAUGGAGUCCUACAGGACCAGGCACCAGCAACCCAAACUCCAACAUCAUGUUAGCAAGUGCUUCAUUUGAUUCCACUGUUCGGCUGUGGGACGUUGACCGAGGAGUCUGCAUCCAUACGCUAACAAAACAUCAAGAGCCUGUCUACAGUGUAGCUUUUAGUCCUGAUGGAAAAUAUCUAGCCAGUGGGUCCUUUGACAAAUGUGUCCAUAUAUGGAAUACUCAGAGUGGAACUCUAGUACAUAGCUACCGAGGCACCGGAGGCAUCUUUGAAGUCUGCUGGAAUGCUAGAGGAGACAAAGUGGGAGCAAGUGCAUCAGAUGGAUCGGUUUGUGUUCUAGAUCUGCGGAAGUAAAAGUGAAAUGUUUUAGAAGAAAUUUCAAAUGGACCAGCAGUGAAUGUGUGGGGAGAAGCACUCUUCAAAACUAUUCUUAACAGCUCCAGAACUGUACGAACUUGAACAAAGUUAGAGUGUACUGUGAAACCAACUCUCCCUGGCCACAGGUGUCUAGUAUUUUGUCCGUAACCUUCAUCAAGGAGUAAAAACACAGUCACUUCAGAGGGGGAGGGAAUGGUUUCCACCUGGAACAUUCAGCCUUGGAAGCAUGAAGCCACCAGCUAGGCAUUGCACUGUUUGGUUUGCGUCUGAGAACUUGCUCUGAUGGCUGGGAAAAAAAAGCUGUGCCAAAAAAAAAUUAAUAAAAAAAAGAAAAAUGCUGUGAUAAACCAAAAGGGAAAAAAAAAUCCUCCUCCAUGCGGUGUCGUAUUUUUUCCUUCCAAUUUGGACACUACAGUUGCUCUCCCAAAGGACGUUCAAAGACCAGUUUGUACUGAUGAAAUGCUCAACUUUGUAAUCACAACACUUUCUAUUUUCUAGACUACUUUUUUUGUUCAGUGUUUUUUCUAUCAGCUGGAAUAUUACAGCCUGGAGGAUCCCAGGCUUAGGAUGAAACUUUUGUUUUCCUUUUAUUUCUCCCUUCGACUCCCAACUUCUCCUUCCUUUUUUUCUCCUCUUUCUUCUUGCCCUUUUUUUCUUUUUUCCCUGUAUGCCCAUAGUAGAUGCAGCCAGGUGGACAUGACAAUGAAAAUUUUUGACAGACUGCUUCUCCUCUCCUCUCUUUCUUUUCCUUUCUUUCUCUCCGUUUAAAAGAAAAAAAAAUCCUCCAUGCUUCAGAUCUUAGCGUCUCAAGGGCACUUUCAGCAAAUUGUGUAAUAAGUGCUUUAUAUAAGAAUGCAGUGCUGGGGAAGAUUUUUACAGGAGAAAGAUGACUUUUAACAGAAAGAACCCAGUGUAUUUUUGGAAAAAAAAUAUUUUUUAUGUUAAACACAGUUUUAAAAGCCGAAAAUGGCCACCAAAUGUAGACCAGUUGUGUAAUUCAAGCAAAAAGAAUGACACAGAGUCCAAGGAGCAUGAAAGAUGCAGUAUCCUUUUUCUCUUCUCUCUCAGAAAGUGCUGUGGGACAAAACAUUAUUUGAUACAAUAAAUGCCGUCAUUUACUAAGAGACCUCUUCCAGCAGCCAGACGUUUAUAUGGUCUCAUUCCAUUUUUGUGGCUGUUUGAUGCCGUACACUUACUAAAAGGAAUCCAUAAGUUUGAGACCAUAAAUAUAGCAUUCAUUUUCUCGAGUGCGUAUUUAUGUUUAUCCUCGGUGACCAGGGGAAAACAAUUGUGCAUAUUGUUUCCUCAAGAGACGGUUCGGGUUUCAUACAGAACAUGCGUUUGGCGAGCAGUGCUGUCCUCCACUGUUCACCCACGCAGCUGUUUCUGUUCCAGUAAGUCCGUGGGGUUUCACCGGUGACUUGAUGGGACCAGUCGGACCAAGACAUGCUGACUGCCUGUCGCUGUCGAAGAAUGGACUCUUGCCAAGCUCACGGCCAUCUCUGGUCAGCGCACACCUAAAACUGAGCCCUGCUAUCGCAGACGUCGUGCUGCUGUCACCCUCAGCCCUGCGUGUUCCCCGUGCGAUGAGGAAAGCUCUGGGUCUGCCUGUGGAGGUAGGCUUAGCUUUGAGCGUGUCCUCAGUGGGGUGCUCAGAAGAUGUCGUAGAGCUCUCUACUAGGCGAGGACAUGAUUUAAUACCUAUUUCUCAACAUAUAAACCACUGUGAAGUUACAGCGGGUGAAACGAUCGGAAUGACAACAAAGACUUCCAAAGCACCGGCUGUCAGCUGGGACGUGAUUUCCUUACUGCGAGCUAGACAUCCGCAGUGAUGCCUACCGAAGAUUUCUUUACUCCAAGAGCAGACGAUGGAUCCAGAGAAGCCACAGGAAAGCCAAAGGCAGAGUUUACUGAAGUUGGUGGAAACUCUCAGGCAGCCUCAGGGUGGUGUUGGCCAUUAUUUAGUCAAAUCCUCAGACUGGUGUCUUCUCUAGCCUGCAGGCUAGGAUUUGUAGGAUGGAGAAAAGGAAACAAGAGAGCCCCCUUGAAAUCACAGCACAUUCCCACCCAGUCACCACUUCUGUCACACAGAAUCUUCCCUUUGAUCUGACCACAGCUGCUGAAGUGGUGAUUUGAUCUGAGCAAAACCAAAACCAGAGCCCUAAUGCAGAACUGGUGGUGCGAGACCCACCAAGCAUCACGGCAUCAGGGAAGUUGUAUGUCCAUUUUUUCUCCUGUGUUUUCCUCUCUUUACACUUAAUAUCUUUACAGUAUCUUAGUCCUUUCAGUGGAACUUGCUACUGCCAGCUUCAGCUGCUUUUCUUAGAAAUACACAUUCAGAAAGGAGAAAAUAAUGAAAAUAAGUAACAGCUAACAGGGUUACUUAGUCCUGUGGGGAAAACAGUCACACAGGAUUUUAGUUCUUAAUUACAGUUAGGCUUGUUUGUAAUUUAUAUCAAAGAAUUGACACUGAAAGGUACCAAGGGUUAUUUUUGGUGUUAAAUGUGUCUAUGUGUUGUUUUCAGUCUUCUGCUCCAAGAGCAUGGCUGUGGAUGAUCACGUCACAGUUUUGCACUGGUUUCUAAUAACCAGCACACCUACUAAUUUAAAGUCGCUACUUAAAAAAGGAGUACUUACUAGGAGAGAGGCUUGAAUCUGAAUACAAAGGCUUAAUGUGGCUGUCUAAAGCGCGGUUGGGUUGAUGAUUUGAGUAGAAUCGUUGCACGCCCGUGGCUGGCUUCCUAAGCUGCCUCUGAGCGGCGUUUCUGAGAGCAACACGCAAAAGCUCCCGGCCCGCAGACAGCGGGAGGUGGCAUGGACAGGGCCCGGGGCUGGACUCUCCCUUGUGCAGCGCCUGAAGAGGCCAGGCCUCGGGGUUCAAGGAGAUCAGCUCGCUCAAUCCCAGCUCGGCUGUGCCGCACGGCCGCCUCCAUGCACGGCCCCUGUUGUGUCUUGUUCCAUGAGCAGCUGCUGCAGGUAACGCAAGGGGCGUCAGCGCGCGUGCUUCCUUUUUUCUUUGUCCUUUUUCCAAGCUGUUGGUGAGGGCAGCAUCUUUCCCCUGCCAGUCUGCAUGGAGGUAAGAAGCCAAGAGAAGCCAAGUUUCAAAAUCAGUUGAUUUGCAAAGCCUAGGCAUGAGGGAGGCUGCCCUCCUGGGAGUUCUCUGGACAGGCCGUCAGAUAGGAAAGCAGCGUAUGGGAAAAACUAACAAAAUUCACCUCUCAUCCCGUCCACGAGACCCUAAAGACCAGGGAAAUCGUCAAAGAUGUAGUACUAGAUAGUUUUCAGGCGCAAUGAGGGCAGCUAUUGAGAUUAAGGAAGGCUGAAGACGUCGUGAAGUCUAAUCCCAGCCGAGUGGGCUGGUUUCUUUAGGACGUGGGCAAUGGGGAGAGCAAGGUUUCGCCAGGCUUCAGGUGGAGAUCGAAACCUAGAGCUGCCCUCAGGGAGCUCUCGCUUUCCUCCGUUGCUGCAGCAGCAUCCCCAGGCUGACGCUGCCCCUGGAACAGAACGGCGUGAAGCAGCAGGCGGGUGGGCUUCAGCAGUGCUUUCACCCCGUGCUUUUUGAUCAUUUUGUUCAUAGCUCUUUAUAAUGGAAGAGAAACUGAAAAAAAACCAACGAAGUGACCAAACAGGAUUGUGAAACAUCAAGAGGCUUACUGGAUUUUUGUCAUUGCUGGCUGCCUGGAACUGGCCUUGAAGUGAAAAAAAAAAAACAGUUUCUGAAAAACCACUCAACUCUGUGGGCUAGAAGGAUACUGGAUCUUUUAUGUAGAAAACACUGGGUCCCUUAUGGGGCACUAACGGGCCUGACUUACAGGGUUAUACACACAUUAACCCCAUGCUACAUCUUAGAAAUUUCCUUUUAAUUUGUUAAAAAAAGAGAAAAAUAGCUAAUUUUAGAGCCAAGUGAAGUGCACUUUGUCAAAUGUAAGGGUCUGCUUUGUUUUUGGGUUUCUUUUUUCUUUUUCCCUUUUUAAUUUUUCCUCCUUUUUUUCCUCCUUUUGCCUUUUUAAAAGAUGUGGUUCUUUGUCAAUUGCAGAAAUGUUCUUUCAGCCACUCACUGAAAUUCUGAAUUCUGGCUUCUGCAGUUUUUAUUGUCUGUGUCAGACUUGCAGCCAGACUUGGUUCUCAUUUCAGCAUUUCCCAGGUUCUGUUGAAACAACAUCAACCCUUAUUUUGUUUCUCCCCCACCCACACUUUCUUCGAAUUCACCUUGUGUAUUGUAGCUCAUUUGUUUUAAGGAGAGAAUCAACAGAUCAUAUUCAGUGUCUUGAAUAAAUUGCUAUAUUUUGAUA